Hyphopichia burtonii NRRL Y-1933 is the source of this 317-nucleotide messenger RNA. RefSeq lists its product as uncharacterized. The record is from RefSeq and is a predicted model, not a curated record. Bases 65 to 262 code for a protein of 65 amino acids. Lineage: Eukaryota; Fungi; Ascomycota; Pichiomycetes; Serinales; Debaryomycetaceae. The transcript has a single exon.
GUUGGUUAAUAUUUUCCUCGUUAAGAAGGAAAACCAGUUUCCAAAUUCAGAACCCUCGAACUUAAUGACUCGCAUAUUUUGUCGAUUGCAAAAUUGCCAGCUCUUCCAGUUGAUUGUUUCUAUUGACAUGCUUGUUCGUCACUCAUGGACAAGGGCUAAAUGCGCCGAAGAGAUUUCGAUAGUAACUAGAAAGUGUACCAAAUCAAGAAUCAGUGGCUGGAUCAUACUAUUUAUAGUAAUGGGCCAAAAGAAAUCUUACUGAAAAUGCCCUAUGAAUCAAUAUCGCUUACGGCCAAUUCAAAAUACUGGGUUAAGUU